AUGCCAGUGUAUGGGAAAUUUUUCAAUGAGCUAAACACUUAUAAGAGGAAGUAUGGACCUAAUGAGAAGGUGAUGGUGUCUGAAAAUAUGAGUGAUGUGCUUCAAAGAAAGCUCCCACCAAAACUCAAGGAUCCGAGUAGUUUUUCUAUCAAUAUCACCAUUGGAGACAAGCUAGUUGAAAAGGCUAUGCUUGACUUGGGGGCUAGCAUCAAUUUAAUGCCCUAUUCAGUGUACCUUCAAUUAGGUUUAGGGGAUUUGAAGGCAACAACUAUUUCAUUGCCACUUGUUGAUCGAUCAAUGAAAUAUCCAAGAGGUAUAGUGGAAGAUAUCUUAGUUCAAGUUGACAAACUAAUUUUGCCUGCUGAUUUUGUAGUGUUGGACAUGGAAGAGGCUUCUAUACGUGAUCGUGAGUUACCUAUUUUUCUUGGGAGACCCUUUACGGCCACGGCAAAGACUACCAUAGAUGUGCAAAAUGGUCUCCUCACCAUGACCGUGCUAGGAGAAACUGUACAAUUCAAAGUGUUUGAAUCUCUUUCUCACCCUUCUAGUUCAAUUGAUUGUUGUUCGAUUGAUGUGUUUGAUUCACUUGUUUUCUCUAAAUUUUUGCUGGCUCAAUCCAAUGAUCCAUUACAAUAUUUUGAGUCAAUCUCAAAAUGA
This is a messenger RNA of Prunus persica (peach), 657 nucleotides long. RefSeq lists its product as uncharacterized. NCBI's taxonomy places the organism in Eukaryota, Viridiplantae, Streptophyta, Magnoliopsida, Rosales, Rosaceae. The record is from RefSeq and is a predicted model, not a curated record. The transcript has a single exon. Bases 1 to 657 code for a protein of 218 amino acids.